Cottoperca gobio is the source of this 1630-nucleotide messenger RNA. RefSeq names its product zinc finger protein Gfi-1b-like. Gene Ontology annotation, molecular function: DNA-binding transcription factor activity, RNA polymerase II-specific. Gene Ontology annotation, cellular component: nucleus. The record is from RefSeq and is a predicted model, not a curated record. Gene Ontology annotation, biological process: regulation of transcription by RNA polymerase II. Bases 541 to 1473 code for a protein of 310 amino acids. Lineage: Eukaryota; Metazoa; Chordata; Actinopteri; Perciformes; Bovichtidae. The transcript has 5 exons.
CAGCGUACUUCUCUUGAGUUGUUUUCUCUUUCAUGUUUACUGUGUGAUCUUUUAUCAUGUUAAAAUCAACAAAUAUCAACGGAAUUUUAUGAGUUUAUUUGCCACAUGUUCCGUGGUACAUUAAUACAUUUAACACUGGGUAAAUACACUUUAUGGAUUUGUUUAAUUUUGGCAAUGAGGUCAUAAUCUUUACCAAAUUGAAAAUCAUUCUGCCGUUGUUCUGAAGGUCUAAAAAAGGGUCCAUGCCGCUCUAAUGGCAGUAUAGAAGUGUACCACAGUGUCGGUUUAGAAGAAAACACUACAGCCGGAUUAUUCUCAGUGAAAGCCCUGAAACCUUUAUGCAGGUGGCACGCUGUGUUUGCUAAGGAAACCUCAAGCUUUGGCAUUGUAACUGAACAUGUACCAGCAGGUGUGCGACAUCCGAGUAUGUGAAGCUCUAAAAGUGACAUGAAAGAGAUGAUUUUUCUCCUGGAGGUUUAUUCUGAAGGAUUUCUUUAACCUCGUCAAUCAUCAACUCCCUCAGUCAUCACUCAGUCUGCAAUGCCGCGGUCGUUCCUUGUCAGGAGUAAAAGGACUCAUCUACUCAGGUUAUCUAAGGACUCCUAUAGACGACACUCCCAGCCCCGAACAGAUGCCUGCCAGCCUGAGCAGCAUGUGAUAGGACAGGACAGGAAGGGUCCUGAAGACGCUGUGCAGCCUUCGUCCCCCAUGUUAGGGGUCAAAGACUUUCUGGCUAAAGCCUGCUCACCAUGGGAUGGGCCGGCAGUCCGGUCUCGCAGCGCACCCAAAGAUGAUCCUUGGCCUUCAGCCCCUGAGGAGAGCAGAGAUGCUCCUCUGCCAGACAGACACCAGGCAUCUGAGAGAGAGAGACAGCUGGAGCGACUGGUCUACAUGUUACUCAACCACACAUCACAUACUGACCUCAGAUCCCCCGUCAGCGAGUGUCCGCUCUGUGAAAAGUCUCUUUCAGAAGUCUUACCAUCAGGAGGUGGCCUGCAGACUCAUCUUCACAACACCCUCUCUGUCCCUUUGAUAAGAUCACCCUCUGCCAGCGACGUGCCCCAUGAGCCCGUUGGCUUUAGAGCAUUAGGCAGCUACGGUAGAGCUAAGGAGCGUAACUUUGGCUGCAAGGUGUGCGGAAAGGCCUUCAAGCGCUCGUCCACCCUGUCCACACACCUGCUCAUCCACUCAGACACGCGGCCCUACCCCUGCCAGUACUGCGGAAAAAGGUUCCACCAGAAGUCAGACAUGAAGAAGCACACCUUCAUACACACAGGUGAGAAACCACAUGUGUGCAAGGUGUGCGGUAAAGGAUUCAGCCAAAGCUCCAACCUCAUCACCCACAGCAGAAAGCACAGCAGCUACCGGCCGUUCAUCUGCCUCCGCUGUCAGCACAGCUUCCUGCGCAGGGUUGACCUGCAGCGCCACCAAGAGACACAGUGUGACUAUGCAGACAUGUACUCUCAAAACUGAGUCCUCGAAGCAACGCAGUUGCUGGCUAAACUGUGUGAAAUGGCAUUUGUAAAUAAUUUUCAAUCAUUCAUAAUUGCAAAAGUCGGAAAGAAAUGCAUCAAGUAAUGGCUUUCAGGCUGGGAAACGGAGGGUUAAUAAAACUUGAUUUAUUGUGUAA